CGUUGAUAGCCCGAUAACCUGUCGUGUUGUCCCGUUCGCACCUCCAUCAACUGUCUCUGUGUGUGAAAGCAAUUUUAUUUUUAUUUAUAACAAUUUUUUGCGUUUAUAAACACAACAGAAAUCAGAAGUUUCACUGCAUAAUUCCCGAAAUCGCUCACAUUAGCUGUUGCGGUACCGCGGCGACACGGUAACUCUCCGAAGCUCCCGCUGAAGAAACUCUAGUUCCAUUCUCUCUGGGCCCCAAAAAGAAACCUGCUGCAAAUUCCAGCGAUUUUGUUGAUUAUUAUUCGGCAGUAAUCGCUGGGAACAACAGCAAAACUAGCUGGCUGACGAGUAGCAGGACAGCAGGAAAAACAGAGUGGCAUUCUCUGGAAAAGGGCUUGCAGCGGAAAAUCCAAUUUGUAGCAGGUGAAAGGCAGAGCACGAGAACUGCAUGCCAUGGACUUUUUGUUCGGUUCCCGUUCCAGUAAGACCUUCAAGCCGAAGAAGAACAUUCCGGAGGGCACCCAUCAGUAUGAUCUCAUGAAGCAUGCGGCCGCCACGCUGGGAUCGGGCAAUCUGCGUAACGCCGUGGCUCUGCCGGAUGGCGAGGAUCUGAACGAGUGGGUGGCCGUCAACACCGUGGACUUCUUCAACCAAAUCAACAUGCUCUAUGGUACCAUUACGGAGUUCUGCACGGAGGAGACCUGUGGCAUCAUGUCGGCUGGCCCGAAAUACGAGUACCACUGGGCCGACGGCUUGACCGUAAAGAAGCCCAUCAAGUGCAGCGCCCCAAAGUACAUUGACUAUCUUAUGACCUGGGUGCAGGACCAGCUGGACGACGAAACUCUAUUUCCGUCUAAAAUCGGUGUGCCGUUUCCAAAGAACUUUCACUCCUCCGCCAAGACCAUACUGAAGCGUCUGUUCCGAGUGUACGCGCACAUCUACCACCAGCACUUCACCGAGGUGGUGACGCUGGGCGAGGAGGCCCACCUGAACACGUCCUUCAAGCACUUCAUCUUCUUCGUGCAGGAGUUUAACCUGAUCGAACGGCGCGAGCUGGCCCCGCUCCAGGAACUGAUCGAUAAGCUGACGGCGAAGGAUGAGCGGCAGAUAUAGGAAUCACUGCAGGGUGCCGCCGAUUCCGGCGGCGGUGGCAGCGGUCGCUGUGCGGUUGGCGUUGGCCUGCAGUUAGACUUGUGAUGGGAGCGCUCUGGCAGACUUGUGUAUUACGCUUUAGUUAGUUACCGCCUUUCCUUUCUUUUCCUCGUUUAUAGCUUUUAAGUUUUGUUCAGUGCUUCGCGGGCUCCCACUAAAAUCGCGGCCGAUCGGAGAAGAGAGCCGAACUAUGGCUGGCGGCUGGCUAAUUGCCGAUCCAGAGCAACUACUAUAUUUUUAUAUGUGAAUCGUAACUUUAAGAGAUAUAUAAAUCAUAUUUAUAUGUAUUUGUAAGGGAGAAAACUGAAAGCAUCGGCAGCAGCACGCCCUCUAUUACUAACACACACACCCCCAGCUAACGAGAAUCCACAAAAUUACGUUCACAAAACUAAGCGUGUUUCCUUGUUUAUCGUUUUUUUCUGUAUGUAUGUAUGUAUUUAUUACUAUUAAACUAUCGCUAUGUAGCUCGGCGCCCUGCA
Drosophila serrata is the source of this 1616-nucleotide messenger RNA. RefSeq names its product MOB kinase activator-like 1 (gene mats). The record is from RefSeq and is a predicted model, not a curated record. Lineage: Eukaryota; Metazoa; Arthropoda; Insecta; Diptera; Drosophilidae.